Molecule: messenger RNA, 4686 nt
Organism: Closterium sp. NIES-67
Lineage: Eukaryota; Viridiplantae; Streptophyta; Zygnematophyceae; Desmidiales; Closteriaceae
Source: the annotation of a GenBank genome assembly
CCGCACAAGUUCCGCAUCGUAUUCGCCUACGAGAGGUCUGGUAACUUGGAGAAGGACAUCGCGAGUGUUCGUGGCUGGACAGAGACCGAUGAGUCAAUAAUGUGUCGGGGCACGAAUUCUGUGUCUGGGAUGAUAUGCGCACCGUGAAUCCGUGAUCCGCGCCACCCCACACUCCACGCGAGGCACGCGACACGGCGCUAGUGAGCCGGUUUCGGCAGGCUUCAAGCUUUACUAGUUACCAGCCAUCUUCUCGGCUUAGCCGCUUAGCCUAACCACAUAGCCCAGGCUCGCUUUCCCGUACUACCAGGCCGGUCAGCCGGUCUCGCGACUACCAGGUCUCGUGCCCGAUCGCGCGCGCCCCACUGCCCGCGCAGCAGCGGGUCGAGGCCGCACGCGAUUCAUCCGACUCGCCCCCCUCAUGGCCCGCUCUCGCCGCUAGCGUAUCGCGCCGCAACUAGCGGCGACUGCGGGAGCGGCGGUGAAAGGGGCGAUGGCGGAGCCCAUGGCGGAGGCGGACUGGCGGGCGCUGCUGGAGGCGGCGUGCGCGGAUGAGCGGCGUGGCGGGGAGCAGGAGGCGGCGCGGAGGCAGCUGCAGGCGCUGGUGCGCGGGGAGCAGGUGGCGCUGAGCGACGUGGUGGGCGGCAUGGGCGACUUCCUCACCGCGCCCGACCACGCGCUCAGAGCGCGAGGCACGGCGGUGCUGGCGUCGCUGGUGGACGCCAUGGUGGUCGCGCCGCUGCCGCCACUCACGCUCAGCACUCUCGCUCAGUUCUUCUCCCACCGCAUGCUCGCCCUGCGUUUGCUGCUCGCCCUCUUGGAGUGUCACAUUGCCGCCUCGCCUCCUGGCAAGGCGGGGGCAGCCGCGGGCGUGGAGGGAGGGGCGGGGUGGGCGGGGCUGGCGGGGGGCGUGGUGGCUACAGUGGACGGGGAAAAGGACCCGCGCUGCCUGCUGCUGGCGCUGCGCAUCGUGGCGCUGCUGGUGGCAGCGCUGCACCGCGAGGGCGGCAGGGCAGCUGUGAGCGGCGUGGCGGAGGACCUCUUCGACGUCGUGGCGGCCUACUUCCCCGUGUCCUUCAACCCCCCGCCCAACGACCCGCGGGGAAUCACCCGAGAGGACCUCGUUCAGGCGCUGCUGGGUGCGUUUUCCAGCACGCCUGAGUUUGCUCCCAUGGCCCUCCCUCUGCUGCUCGACAAGCUCGCCUCGUCCUUCCCCACCGCCAAGCUCGACUCCCUUCGCUUCCUCGCUGCCUGUGCCUCCUCCUGGGGUCCCCACCCCAUCGCCCCCCAUGCCUCCGCCAUCUGGCAAGCCCUCAAAUCUAGCCUCCCCACGCUGCACCCUCCAGCACCGCACACCACCUCUUCCCCCUCCCCCCUCGGGAGUGACUCCAAGGUAUCAUCUGCCGCCCUGCAGUGUCUGUUGGCGUGUGUGCGUGCCACACAGCCUUGCAGUGCGGAUUCCAUGGGGGGUGUGCCCGCGCGCCCCUCGCUGCUGGACGUGCUUCUCAAGGACGACGCUGUGCGCAGCGUGGGAGGGCUCAUUCCGUGGGGCGGGCAGCAGGCCACACAGGGGAUUGGAGAGAGAGGGGAGGAAUCUGGGAAGGAGAGGGGGGAGGUGGGUAAUGGUGGGGAUGCAUAUGGGGUAGGUGCGUCUGGUGGUGACAUGGCAGGGGUGUCAGGGCGAGUGAAGGGCACGGCUGACCUGCUCGCCUCUGUGGCCCGCGUGUCCCCCUCUGCCUCCGCUGCUGUCUCUGCCUCCCUCCUCCCGCCCCUAAUGCGCCUGCUGCUGCCCCCACCCGCUCAGGGUCCAAGGGGGGGGGCCUCUGGUGCGGGAGGCAGGGAGGGUGAGCGGAGGGAAGGGAGGGGAAGAGUGGGGAGCGAAGGUGGGGCGGAGAGUAGUGGGGAGCUGAGGGGAGGGGAUGGAGGAGAGGGUAUGGAGUGGAGGGAGGAGGGGAGUCGUGGGAGCAGUGGCGAGGGGGAAGACGGCGAGGUGUGCAGAGCGGUGCAGAGGGAGCUAGUGCAUCCACGUGGCAUGAUGGCAUUGGAUGUGAUUGUGAGCCUUAUCCGAGCUGCAAGGGACGUGGCGCAACAAGAUUGGGAGAGAGGGAGGGGCGUGAUGAGGCCGGGGAUGGUGGGGUGGGGUGCGAGGGCGGAUGUGACUGUGGUGGCUGAGAGAGAGCGGCUGGUGCUGCUGUUCCGCUCGGCGCUCGCCCUGGCGGUGCCUCAAGGCAGCCACAGCGGGGAGGGGGGGCAGCAGAGCAACACCGGGCCGAGUGAGCACAGAAGCUCAGGCCGGCAUGAGGAAGCAGCAGAGCUUGGCGUGGCUGGGCUGGAGUGCCUGUUGUCCUUCCCCCCGCCCGUCUCCCCUGUCUCGCCGUCGCUCCUCUCUCAGCUCGCUGCCUGCCUCACACACGCCCUCAUCCACCUGCCGGCCCCCCAUGCCCGCCAUGCCACCACCGCUCCCCCUUCUACUGCACACGCCACGGCGCCGCACCAGCCCAGCAAGCCCGGCACCACCCCCCUGCACCCUCCUGCGCCACCCCAAGUGCCCCCGCCAGCUCACCUGUGCAGCCGCCAGAGCCCCUCCCCCCGCCCGCCAUCCCCCCCUUCGCCCGCUCCCUCAGGGGGGUUAGCAGGAGGUGGCAGUGGAUGGCAGGAGGGCGGUGUGAGUGUGAGCGAGGUGGUGUUGCCGCUGCUGUCCGUGCUGGGGGACAAGCUCGUCAUUGGCCGCCAUAGCGCCGAGGCACAGCCACCAGGGCAGCAGGCAGAGGAGCGAGGCGGUGGGGAGGCGGAAAAAGGGGGAGGUGCAGCGGGCGGGGGGCGAGUGAGGGUGGGGGUGUGGGCGGAGGCGCUGGCCGGCGUGGCAGGGGAGCUGGCAGCAGCGAGGGACUUGGCGCUGCCCGCCCUCACUGGCCUGGCCCUCCGAGGCUGCGCCGCCCAGCCCAUCCCGAGCUGUCGGCAAGAGGCAAUCAUCACGGUGCUUCACGUUGUCUCCACUCGCCUCCUUCCCAUGUGUGACGGUGCGCGUCCCUCCGACUCCAAGUUUCUGCGCGACCACGCCGCCGCUCUUGUCCGUGUCUUUGCCAGCCCCCCUCGUCGCCCAGCCCCCCUCAACCUCCUCCUCCCGUCCUUCCUCCACCCCUCCAGCCCCUGUUGCCGGUCACCUACUGGCAGCAGCAUGUGCAUCAGUCACUGCUGCCACCCACCGCUGCUCCCAUGCCGCCCAGCUCUCCCUCCUCUCCUCCCUCGACUGCUACCUUCGCCCCCUCACCACCACCUCCUCCUCCUUCUCCUCCGCGCCCCCUUCAUCCACACCCCCCACACCCGCUCCUCUCCCCUCCCCCCCCCUGUGCGCACCCAAGAGGCGCUGAACCGCCUGGCUGCAGCGUUGGUGGUGGGCCUGCGACCCUCACUGCUCUGCGCAGACCCGACUCACGCCUCGCACUCCGCAGCCCAGGGAAGAGGGGAGCAGCAGGCAGGCGAGCAGGGGAAGAACGAGGAGGACGGCAAGGCAGCGGAUCUGGACCCCGUGUGCCUGCUGCAAGGCCUCUUGCGCCACCUCUCCCUGCUUGCCACGUCACCACCCGCUCUCGUGUCUGCUGAGUCAGCAGAGGCUGCCAGCGUGGCAGUGGCGUCGCUGGUCAACAAGUGGCCCAAGGACAGCGGAAAGGUUCCCGGAAGCACCACCGUGGUGAUGUCGGUGGACGAGGUGCUGCAGGUGGUGCUGGGGGGCGCGCUGGGGGGGGAGGCAGGGGGGGAGGCAGGGGGAGGUGGAGGUGGAGAGGGAGGGGGAGGGGUGGAGGGAGGGGGGGAGGUGACGAUUGAAGGGUGGGAGGGAGAAGAGGGGGUGAGGAGGCUGCGGCUGGUGGCGUGGGUGGGGAGGGCGGCGGCGAUGCGGGGGCAUGAGAGCAUGGCGCGGGUGGCGCAUGCGCUGCUGCACGCUGCCAUGGGUGCUGGGGCACAGGGGAAGGAGGUGGGGAGAGGUUUGGACAGGGAGGAUGGUGGAGGGGCCACGGAGGGGGGAAGUGAGGCAGCAGUGAGUGCGGUGGGGGUGGCGGCAGCGGAGGGGUUUGGCGUGAUAAUGGGGGAGGGGGGGGACUGCCUGACCCCUGCGUGUCACUGCGUGUGCCGCCCGCUGUACAAGCAGCGCUUCCUCAGCGCCUUCCUGCCUGCCCUCUCCUCCACGCUGCGCCACAUGCCACCUGCCCCGCCCUCUCAUGCUAGGGCCCAAUGUCUGCGUGCCUUCACUCACACCGUGGCCCACGCCCCUCCUGCCGCCCUUCUCCUCUCCGCUCCCCAGGUGCUCCCGCUGCUGCUGUCCGCCCUCUCGUCCCUGUCCCACGACCGCAUCGACUCCUCCCGCCUGCACGCGCUGCUGCUCCUGCUCGGCUCCUUCGCCACCACCCCAGGCACAGCCCGUGACCUGUGUGGGCAGCACCUCACCAGCAUCACCACCAACCUCCUUGCCCUCGCCGCCUAUCCGCAUGCCAUGGAGGUGCGGGAGACGGCAGUGGAGUGCGUCACAGCUCUGGCGGGCCUGCCGCACACUCAAGUGUUCCCGCACACGAAGAAGGUGCUAAGAGCAAUGGACGCACGUCUCGAUGAUCCCAAGCGGGCUGUGCGCCGCGCUGCCGUCAUGUGCAAAACCACGUGGUGCGUUGCGUGAGUCGCUGCUUCUUGCUCAAGUGU